This is a messenger RNA of Mauremys reevesii (Reeves's turtle), 1044 nucleotides long. RefSeq names its product CMRF35-like molecule 7. Gene Ontology annotation, cellular component: plasma membrane. NCBI's taxonomy places the organism in Eukaryota, Metazoa, Chordata, Testudines, Geoemydidae. The transcript is spliced from 4 exons. The annotation marks the transcript as partial. The record is from RefSeq and is a predicted model, not a curated record. Gene Ontology annotation, molecular function: transmembrane signaling receptor activity.
CCCAGUUCAGUGUCUGUGCCAUGUCAGUACCAGGAAGGAUAUCAGGAAGCUCCAAAAUACUGGUGCAGCGGAAUAACCUGGCAGAGCUGCUCUAAAGUGGUUGAGACCACGGGGUCGGAGGCCGAGGUGAAGUGGGACAGAGUCUCCAUCAGAGACGAUCACACCCUGCGCAUGUUCACUGUGACCUUGGAGAACCUGACACUGGGAGACACUGGGAUUUACUGGUGUGGGAUAAAUCUAAAAAGCAAAAGUGAUUUUAAUUCUCUUGUUAGCGUGACUGUCCUCCAAGAGUUUUUCUAUUCUGCUCCAUUUCCAUCAUCACCAGCUGCACCAAAAACAGAGACGUCACAUCCUGCACAGCCAAGUAGUAACUUCUCCUCAGGACCAGAGCUGGACUCUAGAAGAUACCAACUCAGCAACCAUUUCAUCCCUUUGCUACUCCUGGGCUUCUUGAAGACCUGCAUUUUCCUGUGCCUAGUCUGUGCCGCAAUCUGGCUGAGCGUACAGAACAAGAGAAACUCCAGGAAGCUGGUGCCAGAUGGACAUGCUCAUGACCUGCCUCAUUCUGAGGUUAAGAAUGGAUCAGAACCAGCAGAGGGACCUUGAGCUCGAUUUUUCUCUCACACAAGUGAGAACGUGGAACAGCUCCAGUGAAGCCUAUCAAGCUACACUGGUGUAAAUCCAGUGCCAGUGAUACAAGAAUGAGAACCAGACUCUGCAUGCGGGAGGGGGGAGUGGCAUUUCUGCCCUAAUUUUGAGGAGUCUAGUACCCUGACUCUUGUUUGUACUAGAUGAGAGAUUUUGAAUAGAUGGCAAAGGCACCUAGAACCCUGGAGAGCAUUUUUUGAUAUUCUCUGUCCAUCUAAAUAGAUAAAAUAUUCAAAUCACUAACAUCCCAGUAACCAAGUCUACCAUCCCUCCUAGAGCGUCCAUAACAAACUGCUCAUUCGCGCUCUCCGUUCACUUCACCCUCUUGUUAUGAAGUGUGAAAGGGCACAUGAGGUUAGCACCAGAAAGGCAUCAGAUAAGAAAAGCAGCACAAGC